CAUAAUCCAUGUAGGUUUAUAAAUACGCUGAAGACAAAUCUGUAAAUAUAAUUCAGUAUAAGUGGUUUUUAUCUUAAACUGAAUAAUCAUGCCUAAUGUUGCUGUAUAUUAUAUAGUGACUAUCAUCUGCUGAAUCUUUGGAAAAACCUACUUAGUAAUAUUACUUAGUUAAACUGGAUAAUAUUCGAAACACCGAAAGUUAAACAGCAUCUAGUGAUACGUCACAAAUGAUUGAAAACUACUGCAUUGUAUAAUAAAACAUUAUUGAUUUAGCAAAUCCCAGAUCAACUCUUUUAGACUGAUACCAAUCGGAUUGCUAAAUUCUAUUAUCCAAAUAUAGUCAUUUUUUACUAUUAAAGAGUCUAUAAGACAUUUGGAAACGGAAUCCCUGGAGAAUUUUCACAUCGUUAAUCAUCACGUCAGGCAUAUUUCCUUUAAAAGAAUUGUCCGACAGUUUCCAGUUCUUAAAUAUUCGCUGAAGAACUAGUACCCAACGAUAAGGGUGUUUAAUUAAGAACUAAAGAUAUAUUUACCGUAGAAUCGAAGCGAGAGAUUCUGUUAUUAGGAAGAUAUUUAGUUAAAGGUCCUCGGAGGAUUUAGAUGUUAAUUAAAAGAUAUGUUUUGAAUUAGCAUCUUAAAUAGGACAGAACUCCAGCUUGAGAAACGACACAUUGAGGAUACCAAGUGCCGAUCUAUACUCCACUCAGAAAUAGAUAUAACAACUUUCCUCGAGGCUGUUUCAGUGUAUAAGACUCUUCUCAACUGUUGAUUUCUAUAACUAUGGAUUGCUGAGCAUACUAACUCUAAUAGGUAUUUAUUGACCACAAUCGAGACUGAUGUCAAAUCGGGUACCAACAUAAUGGUUGCAGAAAGUGAUGUUACAGUAUAGAUUAUGGAGCUAUAAGGGGAAGAUUAAAACAGUCAUUUAGGAAUCUGUAGGACACAGAGGCAGGAGUUAAUAUACAUCGGUGCAUUACGUAUUAUAUUCAGGUACUUUAUACAACAACAGCAUAGCUAGGACUUAUUUGUGAAUAUUGUGUUGAAGGUACAAGUAAAUCAAGAGCAAGUUACAAGUAAAUCAAGAGCAAGUUACAAGUAAAUCAACAGCAAGUUACAAGUAAAUCAACAGCAAGUUACAAGUAAAUCAACAGAAAGUAACACAUGAUUGAAAGUAACAUUACAGAAGUUACAAGUCAUAUUUGGAAACAUAAGUGAUAUCAUUACUCAAGUUGGAGGUUCAGCAACCGUCAUAAACAGUAAAGAACAAAAAGUUGGAAGUAAGAUAAAAAAAACAGGACUAAUAUUGAACCAUACAAAUAGUAGCUGCAAGUCUACAUAAAACCUGAGAUUCCAGGCGCAAUUAGACUUGAUAAACAUACAAUCGCCCCAAUUUAACACUUUAAGAAAGUGGCUGAGGAAAAGACAGUGAGGUUUGAUCGUAUGUCAGUUGACUCUAUACCAGGUGCAAUUGAGGACGGAAUGGACAUGGAGAUGGAAGAACACCACAAAUUAUCAAGUCCAAGAAGUCACCAUUCACACACAACUGUCAUUGGAGCGGAGGACCCCCAUGAAGGCCAAGGUCUAUGUGGCACUAUCUUGUCUGUGCUUUCCUGGGUGCUAGUCGUGUGCACCUUUCCUCUGUCACUCUGUGUCUGCAUAAAGGUUGUUCAAGAGUAUGAAAGAGCUGUUAUAUUCAGGCUGGGUCGCUUGUUAGCUGGUGGAGCCAAAGGACCAGGUAUAUUCUUUGUGUUACCCUGUAUUGAGGCCUAUACUAAGGUGGAUCUGAGAACUGUGUCAUUUGACGUUCCCCCUCAAGAGGUUUUGACCAAAGACAGUGUGACAGUGUCAGUGGAUGCUGUAGUCUACUACAGAGUCAAUAAUGCCACUAUAUCUGUAGCCAAUGUUGAGAACGCACAUCACUCUACUAGGCUCCUAGCACAGACAACACUACGGAACGUACUCGGAACUAAAAAUUUGGCGGAUAUUUUAUCAGAGCGGGAGAGUAUCAGUAGCAGUAUGCAGUCGACACUGGACCAAGCCACAGAUAAUUGGGGCAUACGAGUGGAGCGAGUAGAAAUUAAGGAUGUGCGUCUACCAGUUCAGUUGCAACGUGCUAUGGCUGCAGAAGCCGAGGCCUCUAGAGAAGCCAGAGCCAAGGU
Owenia fusiformis is the source of this 2159-nucleotide messenger RNA. Lineage: Eukaryota; Metazoa; Annelida; Polychaeta; Sabellida; Oweniidae. The record is from the annotation of a GenBank genome assembly.